AUGUUGAUAAUGAAUGCAUCAGUGGACAUUAUGUACAGUUCUUGCAAUUUGAUUGCUAUGCCGGUAAUUUUUUCUUUUCUUGCCUUAUUCUGCUCUUGACCUGCCUUUGCUUUGCUUUUGCUUUGUCUUGCCUGUCUUCUAAAGUUUUAACUUAUUUUAGAUGUUUUUCAUCUGGGACAGUCAAUUCAUCUUAGCAGCUGCCAAUCCUCUAUUACGCGAUUACCAACUGGCAGCAUAUAUAGUAACAGCCAGUCAAGGUUUUCUCAUUUAUGUAUCAGUAGUUCUAAUACCACUACAAUUCUUAUACCGCUACAGUGUGAUAAGCCAACAUCCACUUGACAGUACUCAGCUAUUCAAAGCUUUUCUACUAGCCAAUGUUUACCCUUUCUUGCACGGCGUUCUUUGUUUCUACACUUUUCAGACGCCUAGUGAUAAAAUUAAUGCUAUAUUCAAGCUAGACCCGGCUGUUCAAACCUUGGAACAUCUACCUCCUUAUAUGGUCGGAGACUGUUCUGGUGCAGAUCCCUUGAUGAAACUUCAUAUGGCAAAUUGCAUUGUAAUGACAAUCAUUAGCUACAUUUUUAUUGUUGUUAUAUAUAGAAAGACAAAAUUAAUGUUCGUGAAAAUGGAGUCAAAGAUGAGUGCUAAUACGAAGAGAACGCAAAAGCAAAUGGAAAGAGUUAUUUUCAUACAGGUAAGAAUACAUUUUGAUACUACAAACUGUCAUAGCCGAUUAAAGUGUUGUAAGGCUAUUAGCUCUGCAUUGCUUUUGCAGUGCCUUUACCCGGCUUUUGGCUUACCUUUGGCCUGCUUUUAGCCUGCCUUUUCUUUUAUUUAUUAUAAAAACAGUUUACUUUUAGGCCCUCUUUCCAGUUGUAGUAUUAUUCAUCCCCGGUACUAUUCUACCAGUGGCUGCACUUUUAAAAAUCAAUUUUGAAUGGACAGGAGAAAUUAUUGCCAUUAUGCAUACUACGCCUUUAUUCAACUCACUGUCAGUACUAAUACUAGUCCCAACAUAUCGUAAUAUUUUGUUGAGCUGGCUUUUUUCACGUCAUUCUGGAUCUUCAUCAGCUACUGUACAUACAACUUCAAACCCUAAGCUUCAAACGAAUGUAAUGUUGGGCGAUACUGACGUUACCGAACAUGAAGAUUUCUUUUAA
This is a messenger RNA of Bursaphelenchus okinawaensis, 1160 nucleotides long. The record is from the annotation of a GenBank genome assembly. NCBI's taxonomy places the organism in Eukaryota, Metazoa, Nematoda, Chromadorea, Rhabditida, Aphelenchoididae.